UUAGACCAUCAGAAGGAUAUACCUCAUCCAAAUAUUCAUGAAUUCAUUUAGAAUAGUAAAAAUUCCUUUAUCCGCGCGCCUGUAUAAAUUUGUACGGUGACAUAAUCCUGAUCCUCUCCACCUUCCAAAUAAGAAGUUGAUAUUCGUAGAAACACUCGCGGAAAAAUUUAACCUCCAAAAUUUUUUUAAUGAAGUUGGCAAUGAGAUGUCCAAAGCCAGAGGAAUCCGGGAUUGUGAUCGAUCAAAAUGCAACUCCCCGUCGUGUGACGAGGGCCGGUAUCCGGACACUCCGACAUCCUCGAAGGGCCUCGAGAGACUACCCCACCGGAUAAACAGGAGAGAAUACCGGAGUAAAAGAAAUGUUGAUUCUAAGAAAGUGAACAGAAGUCCCUCGAGUGGCUAUGAAAAACCGGGGAUUGAAAGGAGGUACACAAAGAGAGGAACUACAGCAUCUCCAGUUGUUAAAGUCACGAGUGUAGAACUAAUAAAAAGUUGGUCGAGCGACUGCCGUCUACGGCACAAAGAUAAAGAGAAAUUGGUGAGAGACUCCUCCUCAAACAGAUCAUCUUCGUCUGGCGCACUGGACCCCCGGACUUCUCCUCAACGAGCCAAAGUUCAUAACCUCCCGCCGAGAACGAAAUCCCAACAUCAAAAAUUUAAAAAAUCCGGAGCUGACUACUGCUGCUGUUGCGACUGUAUCGAUUACCUGAGAACUGAAAGAUUAAAACUCCUCAAAGAUUUACAAAGACACUCUAAAUCCCGUGGCACUUUUCCGUCUCCGAGCAGCACGCACUAUUCCCAAGGCCCUCCAGCUCAAACUCAAAAGUUGUGCAGUAUGCUAAAGACUCGAGAAGCGAAACGCUUCAUCGGUUGUACUUGCAUAAACGACGAUUGGAAUCCCAGUUGCACCAUUGAAUGCAAAUGUCCCGAGAGUCCAGUUGACAUAUCCGGCAGAACAUAUUCAAUGGCAUCGAAAAAAUCUACCGUGCGGAAUGAUAAUGCAAGAAGUCCUGAUAAAGAUCGUCACGAUGAAAGUUCAUGCUCUUGUUCAUCUCCAGAACGUUCCCCCUCUCCGAAACCAAACCUACAGGAUCACCAGCCACCUGUGCCACCUCCCAACGACCGGAAAAAACACGACGAGCACUGGAAAAAAAUCAAUGAUAACUACAGGAUCUUAUCAGCCCAUCUUAAGUCAAUCCGACGGGAGAUUGAGGCGGUGGAAAAACCCGCUGAGAUUUUUCGUAAAAAAAUAACUGGGCAAUAUACGGCCAAAGAGAUCUCCUCCGAUGUUCGAGCCAGGGAAUACAACUUGGACAGAAAGAACUGCUGGCAAUCGCAAAGGAUCGACCGUUCGUGCCAACACCCGACUCGUCAAAACCCUCCGAAAGCGAUCACAGCAAUGCAACCAAAAUUUCCAAGAUCAGAUCACUCGGAGCCUCCGUCAAGCCAUCAAAAUGACCCACGAUUUUCACCGUCACAUCUGCGUAAAUACGGAAAAAACAAGGACGUUCCCUGCAGGAUAUCUCGCUGUGAGUGUAAACCAGAAUCUAAACCUAGAACGAAAUUAGCAGUUGGAGAAUUGGAAAAAAUUGGAGGUGAGCACAGGAAGUUUGACAGGAAAAACUUGAGAAGGAACCGGCAGAAACCAGGAAUCAGGAGACACGAUUUCUCCCUCCCCAGGAUUGUGCCGGUAAACAAGGAGGGGAAGGGUAGAGAUGAGAAUAGAAUGAUGAUCUAUCCUCCGAAGGACCAGGUGGGCUGUCCUCUGACCCUCUACAAAAGUGGAUCGUUCGUGAAUUGCUCUGUUGAGCAGGUUGACGAUAUUGGAUUCAAGUACGAUGUCUCCUACGUUCAAAGAUAUGUCAGUCGGCUUUGGCAGCCGGAAGAAUAUUCCGAACAUAAAAUCAAUUCCGACUACCUCAGCACCGAUGAUUACGGCUGAUAAUAAUGAAAAACAUUGAAGUUUGAAUUAAACAUCAACGGACAGAACCGGUGGUCAAACUCGGUCUCUAAAUAGCUAAUUGAAUAUACCAGGGGGAGCGGUAAUCCUCCGUCAGCAAAUUCCCUGACCCAAAUUAUAUUUUUAUAGACCUGUA
Molecule: messenger RNA, 2096 nt
Organism: Diachasmimorpha longicaudata
Lineage: Eukaryota; Metazoa; Arthropoda; Insecta; Hymenoptera; Braconidae
Exons: 2
Coding region: 206-1942 (578 amino acids)
Source: RefSeq, a predicted model, not a curated record